AUGCGGCUGCUCAAUACAACGACCUUCCAGCUCGUCCUCUUAUCCGACGACCACGUCCCGCCGUACGCCAUCCUCUCCCACACGUGGGCAGACGAAGAGGUAUCGUUCGAGUCCCUCUCUGGCGCCGCCACGCCGCCCACGCAUCUCCGAGGAUGGGCCAAGAUCGCAGAGACCUGCGCCGCGUCGCGGGCCCUCGACCUGGCACACGUCUGGGUCGACACCUGCUGUAUAGACAAGAGCAGUAGCGCGGAGCUCUCCGAGGCCAUCAAUUCCAUGUUCCGGUGGUACCAAGAGGCGUCGGUGUGCAUCGCCUAUCUAGCCGAUGUUGGUCCCGUGGGUGACGGCUUCGAGGCCAGUCGCUGGUUCACGCGCGGGUGGACGCUGCAGGAGCUGAUUGCGCCUCGCAAGGUGCUCUUCUACGGCGGGGAUUGGGCGCAGCUCGGCACCAGGGUUUCGCUCAAGAGCCUCAUCAAGGAGGUCACUGGCAUUCCCGAGCAGCUCCUCGCGCCCCGAGACUUCAACGACGAGCGCCUCGACGCCUUCUCGGUCGCGCAGAGGAUGAGCUGGGCCGCCGCACGCGUCACUACGCGGCCAGAGGACGUGGCGUACUGCCUGCUGGGAAUCUUCGACAUCAACAUGCCGCUUCUGUACGGCGAAGGGCGUGCAAAGGCGUUCAAGCGACUCCAAGAAGAGAUCAUCAAGUCGACGGAGGAUGAGUCGCUGUAUGCGUGGCGCUGCAGGCCGGAGUCCCUGCGCGAGCGACACUUUUGGGGGCUGUUGGCAGACAGCCCAGCGGCCUUUGGAAACUACCGCGGGUUGCUGCCGGUUCGGUCGAGAUAUUUGUCGAGGAGGCGUGCCGGCAAGACCGUCAGCGUGACGAAUCGAGGGCUGAAGCUGGAAGUUUUGCUCACGCCGUUUCCCAACGACGCUUCCGGCACCAUCUUCUUCGCCUUUCUCGACUGCGAUGUGCGCAGAGAAGGUUCUACGUCAACUCUUGCGCCCGCCAUCCUGCUCCAAAGAACAGCCUGGGACAGUGACGCCGACUUUAUUCGGAUUCGGCCGGACAUCCUGGCACUUUCUAUGAUGAACGUCGUCGUCUUGCCCGAUGAGAUUUCUCUCAAGGUGGGCGCCGGUCUCGGCGAUCACAACGCGGCUUUGGCAGAAGCUAUCCCACGGCAAAUCUCUGUUCCUCACAACUGCAUGGCGGCACUGCCUCCGAGUGGCAUACUAUUUGAUCCUCAAGUGGAAUACAGUGGCAAUUUGCCGGUCCAGGUAACAGUAAACGUAACGUCUCGGUCUCCGACGUGGCAGUACUUUGCCACUCCUACGUUGCCGGACUCGAGAGAGCUAUAUGAAAUCAACUUCAACCUCGUCUCCGUGCCCAACGUCGACCAACUCAAAGCCCCCACGGUGUUUGGCGUAUUGGAGCUGGACAUCAGCACCGCUUCGGUCGGAGAUGACCUGUGCUGCCUUGUCGCAGGCGUCGAGCCGACGGAUCCAAACCCGUUCGGGACACCGGCGCUGUACUUUGUGCCUUGCAUGUAA
Molecule: messenger RNA, 1545 nt
Organism: Purpureocillium lilacinum
Lineage: Eukaryota; Fungi; Ascomycota; Sordariomycetes; Hypocreales; Ophiocordycipitaceae
Source: RefSeq, a predicted model, not a curated record